AACAAUUCAAAGGCGGACGAAGGAGGUAUGGUGGCGGGACGAGACUGAGCGACGAGCGCACAGCGGCGGCGUGGCUCUACAGCUUCAUUGCAUGUCUGCUUGUGCGGCUAGGGGCGGAUUUGCAUAAAGGGUGAUGGAUAGUCUACCCGGGGGUAUAUAUCCGAAGGGUUAUUACGGGGAAUAACUUAGAGAGAAGUCAGAGCGAACAAGUAAGAGAGAAAGUGUAUAUUCGAUAUGUAUUUAGCGUUUUUAGCGUGGUUACAAAUGGGGAAAUGGGGGCUAUUUAUAGCAGCAAUAAAUGCCGGGCAGGGACACGUGUCAAGCGCUCAUUGGCCGAGGGGUCACCUCAACUGGUUGGCGCUGGCAGCCGCAUGUGGCCGCAUUUAAUGCGGCUGUUGGAUGGGACGUCUGUGCGGGGUACGGUGAUCUGUACGCAUGUGAGGCAGAUAUCUUGUCGAGUGAGGUGCCUUCGGCUAUAGAGCAGUGACCGAGGGCUCUCCCACCUGAUGGCACCCUGGUGCUGAGGGCUCACAAUGUCGAGGGCUACUUUUUUCGCCGUUUUCUCCCAGUUUCCUAAUUUGCUUGAGAAACCCGCUCUGUGAUAAUUUGAAGCCUUCGGCCAGGUGGCCGAAGGCACCCCUGUGCGUUAUGCGGACUGCUUGGUACUCUGGGCGCUGUGAUUCGGGCCUGUUGGGCCUUUGAUGGAGUAGUAGGAGUCUGUGGGCCGGGGGUUCCCGGGCCAUAUACUCCAUCAGGAGUCCCUCACUCCUUUUGCCGAAAGGUACUUGAGGGAAAAGGAGUAAUUUGUGCUUGCCUUUUGAUGUUGUCCUGUCGUGAUCCCUGAAGUUGGUGAGGAGUUGUUGCUUUUAUGUCCCUACCGAAGGCAGUCCCUCAGUUACCCACAUGUCGGGACUUGAGGGCUUGCUUUGUUGUUUGUUGGAAUUUCACAGAUUUUGUAAUUUAAUGAUUUUCCCGAAGGGGUCCUCCAGUCCCCCACUCCUUGAGGCACUUGUAAUGUGGUGAAAAGGAGUAAAGUAGUUACGUUGCUGUUGUGGGCCGAAGGCUGACGUUUUUCGUUUCAUUUUGGGGGGAUGCCUCGUUAAAAACCUCAUUAGGAAAAACCCUUUGGGAAAAAAUCCUAAUGAGGGAAAAAGAGUGCACCGAAUUCCCCCAAUGAUGAAUCGAAAAUGUCAAACCUUGGUAAAAAAUGGAGAAUGGCGGGAAUGCCGAAGGCUCUCUCUUCUGAGGGCUCCUGUGUUGAUUAGCCGAAGGCUGGCUGUUGAUGUCCUGGUGGCGCCGAAGGGGAGCCCCUCAAUCCAGGGAUCGAGGGCCUGCCAGAUAAGGGCAGCAGUGAAGCUGUUACCGGGAGGUCCACUGUUUGUUGAUGAAGUGGUGAUUAAGAUACCCGAGGGCCAUGGGCCAUCCGUCAAUGAGGCACUCCCCGGGGGCUACCCGGUUUUGCGGUGCUGAGGGGAAAACCCCGAGGGGUACCCUGAUAUGCAGCCCUAGGGAUCUGAAGGAGUGAUCCCGAAGGCGUGUGUAAUGUGCGGUGUGGGGCACAACCCGAGGGCACUUCUGGGUGGGUGCACCCGGAGGCUAUCCUUGAUGAAGUGGAGUGAAGUAAAAAACCCGGGGGUUCCCAAAAUAUAGCCAUUGAAAAUAUAGCCGUUGGAAUAUGUAACGACAGGAUAUAGCCGUUGGGGGGGUGGCACACGUGGCGUGUGAUGGCUGGUUGUCCGUGGGCGGCGUCACCGGUUGGGUGAAACGGCGGUGUGUCAUGAUGGCGUCCAUCCGGAGGCCCGGAAUCCAGGCCCAAGCCCGGAUUCAUCGCCUAUAAAUACCCCAAGGCCAGGCAUUCCUCCGUGUGCGAUAAACUUGUUAGCGAAGCUCUGUCAAUUUUUCUAGAGAGAGAAAGUUCAGCCUUCGGUCAAAACUCAGCUUUCGAGGUCAGUGCUCCCUGCCUUUCUCCUUCUAGCAUAGCUGUACUGUGCCCUUAGUUUAGGAGAUAGAAAAGUUAGGAAACACUACCGUCCACGAGCCCUCGAACAAUGGUGCGAAUGUCGUCCCAGAGUGACUCUCAGGACAUCUCGAGGACGCCCUCGAUGGAGGACGAAGGCAUCUCCGAUGUGGAGUCAAGCAGUGGUCAGCCCUCGGAUUGUGGUGAUGCAGCCUUGGCCCGGGAGGUCCAGAAGGAACUCACUGCGGAGGUUGAAGCCGAGGGCUUCGAGCAGGAGUGUGACGAUGAAGACUUAGCCCUCGCCUGGCAGACAGCGGAGGAUGAGGCACAGAAUGAGAGCUCGAAGGUUACGAUCGCUGUCCUCCCCCCUCGGGGUUCCGGGGAGGCCCGUAGCUCGAGGCCGUUGGAUCCGAUACCUCUGAGGGCGGUUUCCGGUGUGAAGAAGAAGAAGGCUGCUACCAAGAAGAAGGAGAGGGCCGUUGAUCAAGGAAAGCCCGUAGACAUGCCCGAGGGGUACAGCUGGCUGAACACUGAGGCCCUCGAGAUCAGGUCGAAGGCCGACAGGGCAGAUCUGUACGUGACUCAGCUGCACGUGGGGCCCUCGGCCGAAGUGGUGGAGCCAGGUCCCGACGACGUGUUGUCCAGGGCGCCCGAGGGGUGUAUUGCUAUUCACGUCCUUUCGGUUUCCAUGGGACUCAGGUUCCCUCUGCACCCAUUCCUCCGGGAAUAUCUGCGGUUUGUUGGCUUGGUCCCCUGCCAACUCACGCCCAACAGCCACUCCUACAUUGCGGGGUUCCUCCAGCUCUGCAAGUCCCGAGGGGUGAAACCCAGCCUGGAUCUAUUCUUCCAGAGCUUUAAUCUGUGCCGGGGGGGGGCACGAAAACGGCGAGGGGUACGCCAACCUGCAGCAGAUUGCCCGCUUCAAACUAUUCUCCGAUGCUCCUUCUUCCAACAAAGGAUGGAGGGAACGUUGGUGCUACGUGAAGUUGGAUGAGAGCCCCUUCCCGAGGGAGCUACGUGACCGAUUCCGAAGGCACGAAAAGAUCCGGAGUGCCGCUCUUGAGAAGGACGGCCUAAAGCUGGCCAAGUUCCCGGAGGGGAAAGACAAGAACGUGGCGAUCAAAGACUGCACCCUCGAGGAGGAUUUGUACACCCUCGGGUUCCGGAGGUACCGCUUCAUAGGGGAAACCGAUGAAAAGUACCCUCCCUUCAACAAGGCCUUCGGAGGGGCCGGAGGUAGGAGCCGAGGGCUUUAGAAUUUUGUACUUAGUUUUUUUUUCUUUCUUGGAUGUUAUCGUCCCUUCGCUUAGACCCGUCGGACUAACCCUUUGUUUCCUCUGUGCAGGUAUCCCCGUCUCCAUGGUGAAUGUAAAGGGCCUUGCCCGUUUGAAGAAACAGGACCCGAAGGGGUCGGGACAGGGCAUCCAGAAGCCCGCCACCGCCCUCUUUAAGAAAGCCGAGGGCGAUGCCGCUGCCGGCAAGAGGAAGGCAGUGGCCAAGGGGUCCCCCCCGGCUACCAAAAAGCCGAAAAAGGGGGAUGUCGCCGAGAAGGAACCCUCGGUCAUUAUCGCUGAUGAGCCCCCCGCCUCCGGGGUGCAGGUGGAGAAGCUGCCGGUUGGAACGCCGGCGGGGGCAGAGGAGUCGCUGCCUGAGAUCCUCACAGUUGCGUUCCCGAGGGGUAUGUCUUUGGCCAGCGGCGCCGUCGACCCGGGGGCCAUCCUGAGGGGUAUGACCCCUGAGACGGAUAGGGCUGCCCUCGGGGCCUACAAUGAUGCGGCCCUCGAGGACCACAUUCUCCGCUCCUCCCUCUCUGCUUGCUUAGCCCUCGGCGAACAGGCUCGGAGGCUUCAAGAAUGGCGCCUCCACAGAGCGGAGCAAGACGCCAGAAUGAGGGAGUGCCUCCUCAAGAACCAGGAGGCGGUGAAGCUGGGGGCCCAGCUAGAAGAGGAGCUCCGGCAGAUGAGCUUGAAACUGGAGGCUGCAGAGAAAGGCAAGGCUGAUGCUGAGGCCGCCGCCAGGAGAGCUGCUAAAGAGGCCGAGGACUCCAAAGCGCUAGCUGUCGCCAGGGCUCAGGAGGAGGCCGUUGAGGCCUUUGUCGCCGAGGGUUGGAGAGUCGAGGGGCGCAAGAUGUGGGUGUCCUCGGUCGUGGAGGCCUGCAUUGAAGAAUGGGCCGAGGGCCCUGGGUGGGAAUGGAUGGCCCGGAAGGGCAGAGAGUACUAUGAAGCCGGCGAGUUCUUCACCCAGGCCCUCAUCUACCGGAGGAUGGCCCGGCAUUUGGGCAUCGAGCAAAAGGACUUCUCCCCCUCGGCGUAUGGUCUUCCCCCCUUGCAGCCUGAUGUUCGUGAGCCGCUCCCGGAAGGUGUUCAGAGGCCCGACCUUGAGGAUACGGUGUUGAAGAAUGAGGCCGAGGACGACGCUGUCGAGACCGGAGCGGAGGCAUCAUCGAGGCCAGCUGUAGAGGGCGCCCCAGUGAACAAUGCUGUCGUAGUCGUGGAAUGAUUUUGUACUUAGAAAUCUUUGAACAUCUUUUGUAAUGAACAACAUUGUUCCUUCGGCUUCGGCCCGUUUGUAAAUUCACACUUACUCUUGUUUUUGAUGAAAUGCAUGCUGCCUCCGGGCUUUUCAUAUUCGAAUACGCCUUAUGUUUUGAA
Cuscuta europaea is the source of this 4608-nucleotide messenger RNA. NCBI's taxonomy places the organism in Eukaryota, Viridiplantae, Streptophyta, Magnoliopsida, Solanales, Convolvulaceae. The record is from the annotation of a GenBank genome assembly.